Molecule: messenger RNA, 1182 nt
Organism: Colletotrichum orchidophilum
Lineage: Eukaryota; Fungi; Ascomycota; Sordariomycetes; Glomerellales; Glomerellaceae
Exons: 1
Coding region: 1-1182 (393 amino acids)
Source: RefSeq, a predicted model, not a curated record
AUGGCCGAAGAUACCGUCGUCCAGUUUGAGGGCCUUCCAACCGAGGUCCUCCUUCAAAUACUAACGCAGAUUGACGAUCUCCAUUGCCUCUGGAACCUCCUCACCUCCUCGCCCAUCGCGAGCCGGGUGUUCAAUCAGUUAAAGAACGAAGUCUUUUGGCCUGCUAUAACAGAAAACAACUUACCGUCCCAGACACAGAAGGUCAUACGAUGCAUCAUCUCAAUACGGGCAGGCGCUUAUCAGAACACCCCUCAACACACACUUGCCGCCAGGAUCAGUGACCGCGAAGCCGGCAUCGUCCUCGGCCAGAGCUCGGAUGCAGAUUACAUUCUGCCGACCAUGGAUAUAUCAAAGUCUCCCAAUGUGAGCGUCAUGCGGUCGGUCCUCGCUACAGCCAGUCGAAUUCACUCCCUGAGCCGCCUUUGCAUCAACCACUACAUUGCCAGUCUUGCGGCUGCGAGGAUAGAAGGCCGGCUGGACGCACCGGAUAUUUCUGCUUGCGAUGAUGAGCUAUCGUGGGUUGAAGAGCAGCGGAUGAUUCGGGCGUUCUGGCGGAUUCAAGUCGUGCUCGAAAUGAACUUGGCAGCACGCAAGUCCCAGUUACUCAGCACGGAAGGGGAGGAGAAGGACUUGAAACCAAAGGUUCUUGAUAUCCGAUCGUUUUACGACAGUACCAGCACCAACUUCAAGGCUGCCUACCAUGAAGUAAUGACAGCGAUAGACUACCUCACAGCCUUUGUCGACUCCAAGUCCGAUGGUGGUACGGCGCUUGUGGAUCGAAUGCCGCCGCCUGACCUCCCUAUCGAAGACAUAUCACCAUCGAGCAGAGGAAUGCCCGCCACCUCCGACACUCGAAGAUCCGCACUGGUGUUGCCGGCGGAUAGUCUAUGGAUUGUAGAUAGCAUGGGGAGAAAUGCGCACUCGCCGAUGAAGUAUGCUGGAUUUGAACCUUACAGAAACAUGGGAUUUGCAAUUUGGGACCGACAUAGACUCGCAAAGUUGGGCUUGGCUAGUCCGCCGGGCCAUGGCCGUGUUACAGGGCUAGGCUCUUAUUUCUCGUCGUGGGUAAAGUUGUUAAGUCCUGAGGAUAUGGCUCGAGCUGAAGGCAAAAUGAGAGAAGCAGAGUAUCGAGGUGGACGGCUGGAUCCGUUGCAGCCUAUGAUCCAAGAUAAUGCAUCCUAG